GCGGUGGGGGCCUGACUCCCUGCCAGCCGGACCCUCCCUCCCAGCUCCUGCCCCCAGCCUCUGCCCUUCACUGACCCGAAGCCCGCGGUCACCUCUGGGCGCUGCGCGCUGGCUGGCGGUCGCCGGGUUACCGCUGCCUGGAGACGCGGUUGCCAGGCCACCACUGUUGUUUCCCGGGGGAAGGUUUGCACCACCUGGUCGCAGGUUCACAGAUGUCCUCAGCUCAUCGCAUUGGGAGGUGGUUUCCUGCAGGCCUCCUUACCUGACCAGCCGGUGCCGGUGCCGAGGCCAGGCCGGGCAACUCCGGUGGGGCCGGCCCCGAUUGCCAGGCUGCGCCCAGGAGAGAUCAAUGGGGAACAGCCAGGAGGAGGGGCUCCUGUGUCACCUUAACCAGCUGGACCGGGAUGCAGACCCCACGGAUGAGGCUGACACUGCCGGGCCCCAGGCCACCCUCCUGGAGGAGCCCUUGCUGGCAGGGGACAAGCAGCCACCCAGCUCUGCACCGGGUCCCUUCUUCUACAUCGGAGGCACCAACGGGGCCUCAAUAAUCAGCUCCUACUGCAGGAACAAAGGCUGGCAGCGCACCCAGGACAGCCGGCAGGAGGACUACAAGCUCAAAUGGUGUGAGGUCAAGAGCCGAGACAGCUACUGCACCUUCCGGGAAGGCGAGCAGCUCCUCUUCCAGCUCCCCAACAACAAGCUCCUCACCACCAAGAUCGGCCUGCUCAGCGCCCUCAGGGAACACGCACGGGUUGCGGGCAAGAUCAGCAAGCCUUCUGCGUCCGCCCAAGCCAGGGCCCUGAAGAUGGAAGACUUUUUCCCAGAGACCUACCGCCUGGACAUCAGGGACGAGCGAGAGGCCUUUUUCACCCUGUUUGCUGAAACCCAGAUAUGGAUCUGUAAGCCCUCGGCCUCCAACCAGGGCAAAGGCAUCUUUCUGCUCCGGAACCACGAGGACGUCGCCGCUCUCCAGGCAAAGACCCAGGGCGUUGAGGACGACCCCAUCCACCGCAAGAUGCCGUUCCGGGCGCCCCAGGCGCGGGUCGUGCAGAGGUACAUCCAGAACCCACUGCUGCUGGAUGGGAAGAAGUUCGACGUGCGCUCAUACCUGCUCAUCGCCUGCGCCAUGCCCUACAUGGUCUUCUUUGGUCACGGCUAUGCCCGCCUCACCCUCGGCCUCUACGACCCGCAGUCCAGCGACCUCAGCGGCCACUUGACCAACCAGUUCAUGCAGAAGAAGAGCCCCCUGUACGUGCUGCUGAAGGAGGACACUGUGUGGAGUAUGGAGCACCUCAACUGCUACAUCAACGACAAGUUCAGAAGAAUCAAGGGCCUCCCCAAAGACUGGGUCUUCACCACCUUCACUCCGCUGCACCCAGGACGUGGGGAGAUGGAGGCAGCAUGUGUGGCCAGGGGCACCCCUCGCCGGCCUCUGGGGAUCCAGAGCAUGUUUGUCGGCCGGGAGACCAGAACUAACACAAAUUCAUGGAGCACAGCCACAACUGUGAGCAGCAAGCUGAAGCCAAAACAGCCGCAGGAGCAGCCACCGCCUGUGCAGACGGGAGAGGACAUCCGCUGGGGUGUGAUGGGGGAGGACAAGUGCACAGACUCGCAGUGCACACACGUACAGGUGGUGGCACCCAUGCACGCACCUGUGCACAGUGAACCUGUGGCCGAGAAACGGGAAUAUCUACCCAGAUCAACUGUCGGAGUCGGGAGUCUGGAGUCGAGUCGGGAGCUGCACUGGGCCGGGCAGCAGGGAAGGGAGGGUGGAGAUGGCACCCAGCUCCCCCGGGGGCAGGAGGAGCCCCCAGGGCACCCGCCCGGCCCCAUCAGGGAGGCCAACAGCACCAACAACGCAGGCGGGGGGCAUGCGGGGCCAGGGGUCCUGGACGCAGCCACCUGUUGCAGCCCCCUGCUCCCUGCCUCGCAGCUCCCCUCAGUCCACCCCACACCUGCCCCCGCCGUCCAUCUCCCCAGGAACAACCACGGCGUCUGCGACCCCUCCUCGGCCACGGGCCAAGCUCCGGUCGACGGCUCCUCCAAGGGCUCCUGA
This is a messenger RNA of Choloepus didactylus (southern two-toed sloth), 2056 nucleotides long. It is a transcript of the gene TTLL10, whose product is annotated as tubulin tyrosine ligase like 10. The record is from RefSeq and is a predicted model, not a curated record. Lineage: Eukaryota; Metazoa; Chordata; Mammalia; Pilosa; Megalonychidae. The transcript has 15 exons. Gene Ontology annotation, biological process: protein modification process. Bases 350 to 2056 code for a protein of 568 amino acids.